Molecule: messenger RNA, 1980 nt
Organism: Phytophthora nicotianae INRA-310
Lineage: Eukaryota; Oomycota; Peronosporomycetes; Peronosporales; Peronosporaceae
Product: threonine synthase
Exons: 1
Coding region: 94-1692 (532 amino acids)
Biological process (GO): L-threonine biosynthetic process
Molecular function (GO): threonine synthase activity
Source: RefSeq, a predicted model, not a curated record
UGUUUCUUAUUUCCUGAGCGGCUCACAUUGCCCACGUAGUUUCGGUGCCACUAGCGCACUCUUAGUUUCACCUGCAACACCACAGUACAUACCAUGGUGCACUACCGUAGUACGCGCGGCGGCGUUCGCGGCCUCAGCUUCGAACAGGCGGUGCUAACCGGCCUGGCAUCUGAUCGCGGCCUACUAGUGCCUGAGGUCAACGAGUUUCCGACGCUUCCGGCCGAUGCGCUCGAGAAGUGGGCGUCGCUUUCGUACCAGGAAUUGGCCGUAGAGGUCAUGCACCUCUUCAUCGAUGAGAGCGAGAUCUCGCGCGACCAGCUACGUCAGCUCGUGGCGAAGAGCUACAACUCGACCACGUUCCGCGCCGAGGAAGUGGCGCCCGUGGUCAAGGUGACGGACCAGAUGCUGGUGCUUGAGCUCUUCCAUGGCCCCACGUUCGCCUUCAAGGACAUCGCGCUGCAGUUCCUUGGCAAUCUCUUCGAGUUCUUUCUGAAGCGCAAGAACGAGGCGCUGCCCGCUGGCGCAUCCAAGCACCAGAUCACUGUCGUAGGCGCCACUUCUGGUGACACCGGAAGCUCCGCCAUCUAUGGCCUGCGCGGCAAGGAGAACGUCGAGGUGUUCAUCCUCUUCCCCGAGGGCCGCGUGAGCGCCAUCCAGCAACGCCAGAUGACCACUGUGUUGGACCAGAACAUUCACAACGUGGCCGUUAAGGGCACGUUCGACGACUGCCAGGCUAUCGUCAAGGACCUUUUUGCCAACGCUGAUUUCAAGGCCAAGUACAACCUGGGAGCCGUCAACUCCAUCAACUUUGCUCGUAUCCUGGCACAAAUCGUGUACUACGUGUGGGCGUACUUCCGUGCUCGCGAGCAGGGCGUGAGCGGUGAGGUUGCCUUCUCCGUCCCCACUGGUAACUUCGGAGACAUCCUUGCCGGCUUCUACGCCAAGAAGCUCGGCGUUCCUAUUGGCAAGCUGAUCGUGGCCACUAACGAGAACGACAUCCUUCACCGCUUCUUCUCCACGGGUAAGUACCACCGCCGCGACAUUGAGCACACGAUCUCGCCGUCCAUGGACAUCUGUGUGUCAAGCAACUUCGAGCGCUAUCUCUUCGCUCUGUCCGGCGAGAAUCACGACAUUCUGCGCGGCUGGAUGCAGGGCUUUGAGCAGACUGGUGAGCUCACGAUCUCAGGUGAGCUACUCACCAAGGCGCAGGACGAGAUGGCGUCGUACGCCGUGCUCCAGGAGGAGGUGCGCUCCACUAUUGCCGAGUACAAGAAGGUGCACCAGCACCUCUUCGACCCGCACAGCGCUAUUGGUGCUGCAGCUGCCAUGCACUUUGGCCAGGAUAACCUUGCUGACAAGCCCAACUCUGCGGUGGUAGUCGUUGGCACUGCCCACUACGGCAAGUUCCUUCCUGUGGUGUCCAAGGCGCUUGGUGUCGAUGAGUCGGAGAUCCAGCAACACCCAAUCCUCAAGGCGCUGGAAUCGCUGCCCACCCGGCUAUCGGUAGCCAAAAACUCGAGUGCUACGGUGGCCGAGCACAUUCGCAAGACUAUCGCGAUAAAGAACCAGAAGGCCUGCAGUAACUGCUUCAGUCUGUGGACGUCGGCCCCCACCGAGUGUAAGCUCGCCACCUUAGCACUUGCUGCUGCGACCGUCGCUGCUGCGUUCUUCGUGGCUCGACGCUCGAAGUAAACAGCUACGUAAGGAUGGCGGUCAAUACGAUAGUCUUAGCAGACUUUAAUCCGUAGUGUUCAUUAUGCGAGGGCAGCUUUCAUAGAGAAAAAAACAAGAAAUCAUGCCUGUCUUGACGCAUGAACAAUAACUUAUCGCGAUGGUAAUUUAUGUAGGACCAAGCAAGCUGAAACACGUGAACGUGACCACGACCUUAAACGCUUAGUUACUGAAUGAUUGAGUGGAUCUGCUUCUAUUGGACCUGGACACUUCCUUAUCUUCAUUUGUUGCGAGUGAAUCACAUACUCG